Staurois parvus is the source of this 312-nucleotide messenger RNA. The record is from the annotation of a GenBank genome assembly. NCBI's taxonomy places the organism in Eukaryota, Metazoa, Chordata, Amphibia, Anura, Ranidae.
ACGCAGAAAACUUGCGUUCAGCAGUUGAUUUUAUCAGCUUUUCAAAGCAAAGUGGCAAAUCACGUUUAUAAGCAUUUGCGGUUGAAAUUGUUUUUUAACUCUCCCAGUUCCUGAUGCUGUCCAGAGUAUUUCUUUCAUCAUGAAAAAUGCAUGCAAAGCGUUUUCAGAGUACUCAGAUGGACAAAACACUGGACACAGGAUGUUCCUACCAAGCUUGUUACACAUUGGAAUGACCAAUUCACACCUCAGACCUCUCCCACUCUUACCAACAAAAGAUAUGUUAAUGACCAUUCACACCUAAAAUUUCUUAUG